GCUUCGAUUGACGUAUUCUACUGCAGCUCGUGGUGGCAGGGAAAUAAGAGAACCCAGGCGUACGAUGAAUGGACCGAUAGGCAGUGUUCUUAUAAGAGUACCUCCUAUACAUUACGAACCCGAUAAUUAUACAACAAAUCGGCGCGAAUUUUUAGUGGUUGAAACAUUUUAGCGUUUAUUUAGGGAGAAUUCGUCUCCUCAAAUAAUAUACCAGAUCGAGUUAUUAUUUACCUGUUAUUGACAAUCUGGAGUUUGGAGUCUGGUGUUGGUGAUGAAAUGGAUAUCUCAAGCGUUUGGGUAUAUAUACCUAGGUACCUAUUUAUGUUUAACGCCUCCUAUAGCUUCGCUUAACUACCUAGUUAAGCAUAGCUAGGUGGCUAUGCUUCUUUCAAGUAUAUAAUGCUAUGUAAUUUCAUCUCUCCAUGGAGUGGAAAUGGGAAGAUACUUGAACUGAGAUUGUUCUUAUAAAUGCAUGUCUUGUAUUGGAAGCUGGUAAGUGUUAUAUGCUAAUAAUAUGUUAAUAAACAGUAACUCUGUCUUAUCUAAUAGGCACAUAUUUUAUUAUCUUAUCGAACCCAUUAAAGCAACCCACCGCAACCUGUUCAUCUCACACACACCGGCCGAAUUGGCCCUCUUAAGGCAUAACAUCGUUCGCGAUCCUUGAUACAACACCACAAAGACAGCCCAGCAGAAAGCGACCUCCCAUCUCCGCCCCCCCCUCACGAUGCAGGGCUUCAACAUGGGGCGGUACGUGCCGCCCGACGUCGAGGGGACCACGACCGGCAACAAACUGCACAAGAAGCGCCCCCCAGGGUUCUCCGGCGGACAGCAGACAGUGCGCUUCGAGAUGCCCUUCGCGAUAUGGUGCGCACACUGCCCACAACCCACGCUCAUCGCGCAAGGCGUGCGCUUCAACGCCGCCAAGCGCAAAGUUGGGUCCUACCACAGCACGCCCAUCUUCGCCUUCCGCAUGACGCACACCGCGUGCAGCGGCGCCAUCGAGAUCCGCACCGACCCCGAACACACCACCUACGCAGUGACCGAGGGCGCGCGCCGGCGGGACACGGGGUCGCCCGAUCCGCUAUCCGCGCCGAUACUGACAGACGCGGAGCGCGAGAGCCUGCGCACGAACGCGUUUGCCAAGCUGGAGAAGACGAUUGCCGACCGCAAGGUCCUGGAAGCCGCGAAGGAGCGCAUCGACGAGCUGGAGGUGGAGAGCGCGCGCCGUUGGGAGGACCCGUACGAGCAGAACCGCCGGCUGCGCGCUGCGUUUCGGGUCGGGCGCAAGGAGCGCGAGCGGGAUGCCGCGGCGGCGGAGAACUUGCGCGAGAGGAUGGGCUUAGGGAUCGAGUUGCUGCCUGCGAGCGACGAGGACGCGCGACGGGCUGCGCUGGUGGAUUUUGGACCGUCGUCGGACGCCGCGGGCGGCGAGAUGGGGCGCAAGGCGCUUGCGAAGCCGUUAUUCCCGACAAGUUCGGGGAGUGGUAGUGGUAGUGGUAGCAGCGCGGAUACGAAAGACGAUAGGAGGAAGAAGACGAAAAGCAAGAAGUUGAAAUCCGAAGUCGCUGCUGCUCAGAUGAGGGAUAUUUUGGUGUCCGAGAUCGUUGGAAACACGCGGGUGGCUCAGGACCCGUUCCUGUCGCUGGAUCGUAGUAAUGGGGAUAGUAAUAAAGGCCCCUCUAGGAUUGCUGGGAUUAAGAGAAAGAGGCGAGAGCCGGAGCCGGAGCCGGAGUCUGAAGAUCAUGAGCAGCCUGAAUCGUCAGAAAAGAGAGGGGCGGCUGAUAUGGAACGAGAAGGGAAAGGCACGGUAUCAUUAACGUCGUUAGUUGAGUACGACUCGGAUUAAGAUAUCACUACACUAGAAUGGCGUCUUGGGGAAAAUGGGUGUCUGGUUUUGGUCAUUAAAGAGAUACCCGGGUUAGAUCAUGGGAUAUAGCAUAUUAGGGGAGCCACUGGGGGCAUAAGGCAAGAUGAGGCUAAGCUUGUAGCACGGGUCUGGUCGGGUUGAUUAGAAUUUAUCAUCGAUACCCUUGUUCUAUAAUGAUCAUGAAAGCAAUCAAGAGUGGCCACCUCCAACGAUUUGG
Messenger RNA from Daldinia decipiens, 2084 nucleotides. RefSeq names its product DUF455 domain protein. The transcript has a single exon. Gene Ontology annotation, cellular component: post-mRNA release spliceosomal complex; U2-type spliceosomal complex. NCBI's taxonomy places the organism in Eukaryota, Fungi, Ascomycota, Sordariomycetes, Xylariales, Hypoxylaceae. The record is from RefSeq and is a predicted model, not a curated record. Gene Ontology annotation, biological process: mRNA splicing, via spliceosome. Bases 725 to 1846 code for a protein of 373 amino acids.